GUAACCUUGGAAACCGUCAACUUCCUAUUGCUGACUAAACAUGGCGGAGGAGGAGGCGGCGGCAGCGGCACGAGAAACGAGUCUUCAGCUUCCAGUUUCUACUGAUUAUAAGAGACCACGAUCAAAAAAAGUACAAGAGUUACCAAUUUUGGAAAGAAGGAACUGGUUGAUUCAUCUUCACUAUAUCCAGAAGGAUUAUGAAACCUGUAAGGCUAUUAUUAAAGAACAGCUUCAGGAAGCUCAGGGGACAUGUGAAUAUGCAGUGUAUGUACAAGCACUUAUAUUUCGUCUUGAAGGCAAGAUACAAGAGUCAUUGGAACUAUUUCAGACGUGUGCUAUUCUAAACCCUCAAAGCUCUGACAAUCUAAAGCAAGUUGCAAGAUCUCUGUUCUUGCUUGGAAAACAUAAAGCUGCAAUUGAGGUUUACAAUGACGCAGCAAAACUGAAUCAGGACUGGGAAAUCUGCCACAACCUUGGAGUGUGCUAUAUGUAUCUAAAAGAUUUUAAAAAUGCAAGUGAACAACUGAACUAUGCUCUGCAGCUCAAUAAACACGACAUCACAUUUAUCAUGCUUGGGAAGAUGCACAUGCUAGAGGGAGACACUGAUAAGGCUAUUGAAGUUUACAAAAAGGCUGUUGAGUUUUCCCCAGAGAACACAGAAUUGUUAACAACGCUUGGACUUCUAUACCUAAAGCUUGGUAUUUAUCAAAAAGCCUUUGAACACCUUGGGAAUGCACUAACAUAUGACCCAAGCAACUAUAAGGCAAUUCUUGCAGCAGGCAGUAUGAUGCAGACUCAUGGAGACUUUGACGUGGCUAUGACGAAAUACAGAGUGGCUGCUUAUUCGGUUCCAGAAAGUCCCCCACUUUGGAAUAACAUUGGAAUGUGCUUCUUUGGAAAGAAAAAAUAUGUGGCAGCAAUCAGCUGUUUAAAAAGGGCAAAUUAUCUGGCACCUUUUGACUGGAAGAUUCUUUAUAACCUCGGUCUAGUCCACCUGACCAUGCAGCAGUAUGCCUCUGCCUUUCAUUUUUUAAGCGCUGCAAUCAAUCUACAACCAAAAAUGGGAGAACUCUACGUGCUCUUGGCUGUUGCACUGACUAACCUAGAAGAUAUAGAAAAUGCCAAGAGGUCAUAUGAACAGGCUGUAAGCCUAGAGUUAUUUAAUCCCUUGGUCAAUCUCAACUAUGCCAUCCUAUUGUAUAACCAGGGUGAUAAAAAAGGAGCUCUACAGCAAUAUCAGGAAAUGGAGAGGAGAGUGAAUAAAAUCAAGGAGAGCAGUAACAACACUGAGUUUGACCCAGAGAUGAUUGAAAUGGCUCAGAAGAUGGGAGCAGCUCUUCAGGUUGGAGAGAACCUUGUUUGGACUAAGCCAGCCAAAGAUAUGAAAUCAAAGCAAAGAAAUACUUCUUCUAGUAAACCCUUGACAUUACAGCAGCCUCUGGGCUCAAACCAGGCUUUGGGCCAAGCAAUGUCAUCAGCUGCUGGCUACAGUAAAUCGAUACAGCUUUCAACAGGUGGGAGUCGCCAAAAGCCCCCGUCUUUGCCACUGGAGCCUGACGUGUGUACAGAUGCCAACACUGGCGAGUCCAGCUUUACUCCGGAAGUCAAGGACAAGUAGGGAACGUGGACAGGACAGGAGCGCAGAGGUACACAAAGAGUUCAAUCAUUCGAUUUUCAGGUGUUUCGUUAGAAUUCCUUUUAUAUAUUAGAAUAUUUUUGUUAAAAAAAGUAUUUAACUACUUUAAACACAAUUGAAGUUUUUAUCCUGUUCCUAUUUGAUAGGCUUAAAAAAAACACAGGAAUUUUUAAAGCCAUUCUCACCCCAAACAUAUCUCAGUUGUACAGGUUGGAUUAUUUCAAACAUGUUAAUAAUGUGAAAUUGUACAAGUUUUGUAUUUGCAAAUACAUUAAUCAAGUUUUAUGUUUGUAAAAAGCUCUGUAUUUACUAUUUAAAAUAGGAAUGUAAUAUUACUGUUAAUUUAUAUUAGAAAUAAAUUUGUACAAAUGA
Erpetoichthys calabaricus (reedfish) is the source of this 2008-nucleotide messenger RNA. It is a transcript of the gene bbs4, whose product is annotated as Bardet-Biedl syndrome 4. The transcript has 16 exons. Gene Ontology annotation, biological process: protein localization to cilium; cilium assembly. The record is from RefSeq and is a predicted model, not a curated record. NCBI's taxonomy places the organism in Eukaryota, Metazoa, Chordata, Cladistia, Polypteriformes, Polypteridae. Gene Ontology annotation, molecular function: protein binding. The coding region runs from base 41 to 1618 and encodes 525 amino acids. Gene Ontology annotation, cellular component: ciliary basal body.